Molecule: messenger RNA, 744 nt
Organism: Mycena indigotica
Lineage: Eukaryota; Fungi; Basidiomycota; Agaricomycetes; Agaricales; Mycenaceae
Exons: 4
Coding region: 1-744 (247 amino acids)
Source: RefSeq, a predicted model, not a curated record
AUGUCCUCAUUUGCGCCGAAACCUGGGUGUCCGAUGUGUAGCAUCGUUGCCUCGUCUGCACAUAUGAUACCAAACACUCCUCGUGCCCCAACAUUUCCUGCUGGCUCCACCCAACCAGAAGUUCUGUGGAGAGACGAGAACUUCACUGCUUACCGCGAGAAAGCAAAUCCCGUUUCAACUAAAGGCCAUAUUAUCGUUGCCUUCAACCUCCACGUUCCCUCAAUUUAUACCCUUUCCUCAACCGACCUCCCCCUGCUAGUCAACAUUCGAAACCUUGCGACUCGUCUCUUGACAAAUAUCCUCCCUUCCUCCUCACCUACUCUUCCAGCGACUUCUUCUCCGACCGCAUCUACACCAAACUCGCAGCUCCAGAUUGGGUUCAUCACACCACCGUUCUCUGAUAGGAAAAUCCCUGUAACAGACCACUUACAUGCGCAUGCUUAUAUUCUACCCGCCGACCAGCUGGGUUGGUGGCGUGGAAUUGCCUACGGACCGCUGGCAUGGUACGCCAUCGACGAUCUAAUUGCGGAAAUACGGGAGUCGGUGACGAAUAAUCGCAUCAAGUCUGGCCACGAUAACCGAGCGCGAGCGCCUAUCGACAAUGUCCCGGAUGCUGGGGCAAGGUCAGGGACUGCAAAUGGGUUAGAGACAACAGAGCCAGGAUUGUCAGCCAACACAGACGCUGAAUUAGAAGGAGGCGGGCGGACUCCAUCACAUCUCGCACCACCAGAGAACCGACCUUGA